AUGUCUAGUACCGAAAAGGAAGAGAGAACUGCAGAGGAAAAAUCUACAUUUUCGGAAUCCCUACUGCAAUUAAGCACAACUACUUCAGUUCAAAUGUCCAGUACCGAAAAGGAAGAGAGAACUGCAGAGACAACAUUAUUGGAAUCAUCACCUCAAUCGCCUACAAUAUCCAGUACUAAGUCUUUUCCUCAAUUGAGUACAAUAUCCAGUAGUUAUUUUCCAACAUCGAGUACAGAAAAAUACGAAUCUUUUCCUCAAUUGAGUACAAUAUCCAGUAGUUAUUUUCCAACAUCGAGUACAGAAAAAUACGAAUCUUUUCCUCAAUUGAGUACAAUAUCCAGUAGUUAUUUUCCAACAUCGAGUACAGAAAAAUAUGAAACUCCAGAGGAAUUGUCUACAUUUUCGGAAUCUCAACCGCAAUCAAGUACAACAAUAUUUGAAUCAUCACCUCAAUCGCUUACAAUAUCCAGUACUUCAGUUCAAAUGUCCAGUACCGAAAAGGAAGAGAGAACUGCAGAGGAAAAAUCUACAUUUUCGGAAUCCCUACCGCAAUUAAGCACAACUGUUUCAAAGUCUUUUCCUCAAUUGAGUACAAUAUCCAGUAGUUAUUUUCCAACAUCGAGUACAGAAAAAUACGAAACUGUUUCGAAGUCUUUUCCUCAAUUGAGUAAAAUAUCCAGUAGUUAUUUUCCAACAUCGAGUACAGAAAAAUACGAAACUCCAGAGGAAAAAUCUACAUUUUCGGAAUCUCUACCGCAAUCAAGCACAACUUCGCCUACAAUAUCCAGUACUUCCCUUCAAAUUUCUAGUACCGAAAUGAAAGCGAGAACUACAGAGGAAAAAUCUACAUUUUCGGAAUCUCAAACAAAAGCAAAAUCAUUACCUCAAUCGCCUAAAAUAGCCAGUACUUCAGUUCAAAUGUCCAGUACCGAAAAGGAAGAGAGAACUGCAGAGGAAAAAUCUACAUUUUCGGAAUCCCUACUGCAUUCAAGCACAACUGUUUCAAAGUCUUUUCCUCAAUUGAGUACAAUAUCCAGUAGUUAUUUUCCAACAUCGAGUACAGAAAAAUACGAAAAAACUGCAGAGGAAAAAUCUACAUUUUUGGAAUCCCUACCGCAAUUAACAGAAAAAUACGAAACAACUCCAGAGCAAAAGUCUAAAUUUUCGGAAUCUCAACCGCAAUUAAGUACAACAUUAUUGGAAUCAUCACCUCAACCGCCUACAAUAUCCAGUACUUCACUUCAAAUGUCCAGUACCGAAAAGGAAGAGAGAUUUGCAGAGAAAAAAUCUACCUUUUCGGAAUCUCAACCGCAAUCAAGUACAACAUUAUUUGAAUCAUCACCUCAAUCGCCUACAAUACCCAGUACUUCAGUUCAAAUGUCCAGUACCGAAAAGGAAAAGAGAACUGCAGAGGAAAAAUCUACAUUUUCGGAAUCCCUACCGCAAUCAAGCACAACUGUUUCAAAGUCUUUUCCUCAAUUGAGUACAAUAUCCAGUAGUUAUUUUCAAACAUGGAGUGCAGAAAAAUACGCAACAUAUCCAGAGCAAAUGUCUACAUUUUUGGAAUCUCAACCGAAAUUAAGUACAACAUUAUCGGAAUCAUCACCUCAGUCGCCUACAAUAUCCAGUAUUUCUUUUCCUCAAUUGAGUACAAUGUCCAGUAGUUAUUUUCAAACACCGAGUGCAGAAAAAUACGCAACAUAUCCAGAGCAAAAUUCAAAUUCUUUUCCUCAAUUGAGUACAAUAUCCAGUAGUUAUUUUCAAACAUGGAGUGCAGAAAAAUACGCAACAUAUCCAGAGCAUAAGUCUACAUUUUCAACAUUAUUGGAAUCAUCACCUCAAUCGCCUACAAUAUCCCUACAACAUUAUUUCAAUCAUCACUUCAAUCGUCUACAAUAUCCAAGUACUUCAGUUCAAAUGUCCAGUACCGAAAAGGAAGAGAGAACUGCAGAGGAAAAAAGAACUGCAGAGGAAAAACCUACAUUUUCGGAAUCUCAACCGCAAUCAAGUACAACAUUAUUUCAAUCAUCACUUCAAUCUACAACGUUAUUUGAAUUAUCACCUCAAUCGCCUACAAUAUCCAGUACUUCAGUUCAAAUGUCCAGUACCGAAAAGGAAGAGAGAACUGCAGAGGAAAAAUGUACAUUUUCGCAAUCCUUACCGCAAUCAAGCACAACUUUUUCAAAGUCUUUUCCUCAAUUGAGUACAAUAUCAAGUAGUUAUUUUAAAACAUCGAGUACAGAAAAAUACGCAACAACUUUAGAGGAAAAGUCUACAUUUUUGGAAUCUCAACCGCAAUCAAGUACAACAUUAUUGGAAUCAUCACCUCAAUCGGCUACAAUAUCCAGUACUUCAGUUCAUAUGUCCAGUACCCAAAAGGAAGAGAGAACUACAGAGCAAAAAUCUACAUUUUCGGUAUCUCAAACACAAUCAAGUUCAACAUUAUUGGAAUCAACAUUAUUGGAAUCAUCACCUCAAUCGGCUACAAUAUCCAGUACUUCAGUUCAUAUGUCCAGUACCCAAAAGGAAGAGAGAAUUACAGAGGAAAAAUCUAAAUUUUCGGAAUCCCUACCGCAAUCAAGUACAAAUCUUUUGGAAUCAUCAUCUCAAUCGCCUACAAUAUCCAGUACUUCAGUUCUAAUGUCCAGUACCGAAACAGAAGAAAGAACUACAGAGGAAAAAUUUCCUCAAUUGAGUACAAUAUCCAAUAGUUAUUUUCAAACAUCGAGUACAUCCAGUACCGAAAAGGAAGAGACAACUACACAGCAAAAGUCUACAUUUUCGGAAUCUCAACCGCAAUUGUCGCCUACAAUAUCCAGUACUUCAGUCAAAAUGUCCAGUACCGAAAAGGAAGAGAGAACUGCUAAGGAAUCCAGUACCGAAAAGGAAGAGAGAACUACAGAGGAAAAUUAUACAUUUUCGUCUUUUCCUCAAUUGAGUACAAUAUCCAGUAGUUAUUUUCCAAAAUCGAGUACAUCGCCUACAAUAUCCAGUACUUCAGUUCAAAUGUCCAGUACCGAAAAGGAAGAGAGAACUGCAUACUUCAGUCAAAAUGUUCAUACAAAAUUAUUGGAAUCAUCACCUCAAUUGUCUACAAUAUCCAGUACUUCAGUCAAAAUGUCCAGUACCGAAAAGGAAGAGAGAACUACAGAACGAAAGUCUUCAUUUUCGGAAUAUCAACCGCAAUUAAGUACUACAUUAUUGGAGUCAUCAACCCAAUCGCCGACAAUAUCCAGUACUUCAGUCCAAAUGUCCAGUACCGAAAAGGAAUCUCAAACACAAUCAAGUACAAAAUUAUUGGAAUCAUCACCUCAAUUGUCUCAAACACAAUCAAGUACAAAAUUAUUGGAAUCAUCACCUCAAUUGUACCGAAAAGGAAGAGAGAACUACAGAGGAAAAACCAACGUUUUCGGAAUCCCUUCCGCAAAGAAGCACAACUUUUUUAAAGUCUUCUCCUCAAUUGUGUACAAUAUCCAUACCGAAAAGGAAGAGAGAACUAAAGAGGAAAAAACUACCUUUUCGGAAUCUCAAACGCAAUCAAGUACAUCGUUAUUGGAAUCAGCACCUCAAUCGCCUACAAUAUCCAGUACUUCACUUCAAAUUUCCAGUACCGAAAAGGAAGAGAGAAUUACUGAGAAAAAAUCUACAUUUUCGGAAUCCGUACCGCAAUCAAGCACAACUGUUUUAAAGUCUUUUCCUGAAUUGAGUACUAUAUCCAGUAGUUAUUUUCCAACAUCGAGUACAGAAAAAUACGCAACAACUUCAAGCACAACUGUUUCAAAGUCUUUUGAUCAGUUGAGUACAAUAUCCAGUAGUUCUUUUCAAAUAUUGAGUACAGAAAAAAACGCAACAACUCCAGAGGGAAGGUCUACAAUUUCGGAAUCUCAACCGCAAUUAAGUAAAAUAUUAUUGGAAUCAUCACCUCAAUCGCCUACAGUAUCCAUUACUUCAGUUCAAAUGUCCACUACCGAAAAGGAAGGGAGAAUUCCAGAGGAAAAAUCUACGUUUUCGGAAUCUCAAACACAAUCAAGCACAACUGUUUCAAAGUCUUUUCCUCAAUUUAGUACAAUAUCCAGUGGUUUUUCUCAAACAUCGAGUACUGAAAAAUACGCUACACCUCCAGAGGAAAAGAUUACAUUUUCGGAAUCUCAACCGUUCAGUACUUCAGUUCAAAUGUCCAGUACCGAAAAGGAAGAGAGAACUACAGAGGAAAGAUCUACAUUUUCAGAAUCUCAACUUCAAUCAGGUAAAACAUUAUUGGAAUCACCACCUCAAUCGCCUACAAUAUUCAGUACUUCAGUUCAAAUGUCCAGUACCGAUAAGGAAGGGAGAACUACAGAGGAAAAGUUUACAUUUUCGGAAUCUCUACAGCAGACAACUUCAAGCUUUUCAAAGUCUUCCUCUCAAUUAAGCACAAUAUCAUCCAGAUCUUUUCGAAUUUCAAGUACAGAAAAAAAAGAAGCAACUUCAGAGGAAACAUGUGCUGAAUGUUUACCACAAUCAAGUACAUUUCAACUGGAAACAACUACAGAAAUAUGUUCGGAAUGUUUACCAAAAUCAAGUACAAAUUUAACAAAAUCUUUUAUUGAAUCAAGUACAAUAUCUAGUAGUUCAUUAAAAAAAAAUUCAGAGGAAAAGUCGAGUACAGAAAAAUAUCAAAUAACUCAGCAGGUAAAAACCAAAUCGUCGACUUCUGUACCACAAUCAAGUGAUACAGUUUUGGAAUUUGCACCUCCAUCGCCUAAAAUAUAUACUAGAUCUUAUCGAAUUUCAAGUACAGAAAAAAGCCAAGCAACUUCAGAUGAAACUUGUUCCGAAUGUUUACCGCAAUCAAGUAUAUUUCAACUUGAAACCACUUCAGGGGAAAUAUGUUUGGAAUGCUUACCACAAUCAAGUACGAAUUUUACAAAGUCUCUUCCUGAAUCGAGUACAAUAUCUAGUAGUUCAUUCAAAACAACUUCAGAGGAAAAGUCGAGUACAGAAAAAUAUCAAAGACCUCAGCAGGUAAAAACUAAAUUGUCCAGUUCUCUACCACAAUCAAGUAAUGCAGUUUUGGAAUUUGCACCUCAAUCGCCUAAAAUAUCCAUUAGAACUUAUCAAAUAUCGAGUACAGAAAAAAACGAAGAAAUUUCAGAUAUCUCCUUUUUACUUUCAAGUACGGUUAAAUAUCAAAAUACUCAAGAGGAAAUAAGCAAGCUAUCGGAAUUUGUACCUCAAUCGAGCAGUGAAAUAUCGAAAAUGGCAUCAUAUGAAAAGGGAAAGCCGACCAACCCUCUUACAUUUACGAGUCAAAAAAAAGGUAAAAUAACUGAAGGAGAAACCGGGAAACUAUUUAAUUCUUUACCACAGUCGAGUACAAUAACACCAGAAGAAAGUGUGUUUUCAAGCUUACUUAGCAUGCUUUCGAUUUCCAGUGUAGCAAUGAGUCAACGAACUCCAAAAGCCAUAGGAAAUGUAUCGAUAUAUCUACCUCAAUCAACUACUCCAUUAGUGUUGGAAAAUUCACCUUCAGAAGAUUUAUUCACUUCGAGUGUUACCGACAAAAGUGCCAAUUUAUCUGAACUGGAAACAAUGGACACAGGAAUGUUGACCAAGCCGAUUUUCUCAACCGACAAACGUUCAAAAACUACACCAAAAAGCGUUAAACAUUCAAAAGAGAAAACUAUAAAUCCAAAAGAAACUAAAACAGCCAUUAGUCCCAACACAAAUGUUAAUUUAUCCGAACAAUCGAAAACAGUGAAAAUUGAAACAACCGUUUAUUCAACCAAAAAAGUUUCAGGUAAUGCAUUACAAAGUGUCAGUUAUUCAGAAAAAAGGUCCCAAGCACCAACAACAUAUAAAACGGCGAAAUCUGAUCAUGAUCUCGGUUCUUCAUCUAAUGUAAUUGGCACCUCGUCGCAAAGUAAAUACAUAGUUUCUAGUGCUUCCAGUCAUAAAAAAGUCAUUGUACAAAGUGAAAAAACGAAAUCCGUGAGUGGAAUAACUACAAGUUUAUUUCAAUCUAGCACUAGUAAGCCAACAAUCUCGAGAUUGUUAAGCACGGAACAGCCUUCAAGUGAACUUUCAUCCAGUACUGGAACUACAGAUGUACCGCUUUGCUUGUGUACAUGCGUUAUUGAUCCUGAUGAGGAUAUCUGUUCUUGUGUCUGUACAAUUACAAAGCACGCAGAUAUUACGACGACCGCUAGAAAGCAUAUUUCAUGGGAUGGUCCCUCUACCAAGCCAUCUACCACAACCAUCGGAUUAUUUCCUGCACCAUAUAAAAAUAAAACAGAACCCCUUACAAAAAUGGAAAUUAAGAGCACCAAGCUUGUUUUUACUAAAUCAAGCACAACAAAGAAUGUUUUGCUGCAUUCUAAUAGUGAUAGAUCAAAAAGAAUUACUCAGCCGAAAUCAAAAAUUGAUAACCACCUGAAUUUUACAACUACUGGUUUGAUUCGAACAAAGAGUUCAGAGGCAGUUGAUGUGGCAAUACUUGAUGAUUUUGAGAAAAGACUUAAUAAACUAAAAGAUAAGUAUUGGAUUGGAAAAAACAGUUCUUCAAAUAAUGCCGAAUUUGAAGAAAAUAUCAUGAAGCUAAAUUUGACCUCAAAUAUGACAGUUGAAGAGAGCAGUCAUAUUAAAGCCAAACUUUACUCAAAUUUUACUUAUUUCGACAAAACGCGAAUCGAGCUGGAAAGCUUAAUGUUGUUUAAGCUAAACAAAGUUUGGAAAAAUAUGAACGAAACGAAUGCGUCGCCCGCGUGUAUAGAAUAUUAUAAAGGUAUGGCCAAGAAUCUAAUAUCAGGCUUGGCCAAGUCAAAUGCUGAAAAAUGGAACAUAAUAAGGAAAAAUCAUCUGACAUGCCAUGUAUCUCAGAAUAUUUCAAUUCAUGAACCAUCAUUUCAAGCCACCGAUGAAACUACGGAUCAAGAGAUGGAAACGCAGACAGAAAAGCUGGAAGGAUUGGCAUUACAUUAUUGUAAUAAAGACAUAUAUGAUUUAAUAGUUGGUAAAAACUCAUCUUUAAAUUCAAGCUAUCUGAUUCCCUUUUCAUCUGGAGAUCCCUGUACUAUAAUACUCAAGAAUAUUUUACAAAUUCAUCAACAUAACAAAACCAAUCAUAGUCCCGAGUAUGAGGACAUCAUUUCUAAGAUCAACGUGGCAAUCAUACAGAACCGGGGCAGCAACAAGAAGGCGCUAUUGUUAAGGGAGUACUUGGAGUAUGAGAAAUUGCGUAAAUACCUCGAUCAUAUUUUGGGGGGCAAGAUUGACGAAAGCGAUAUGCGACUUGCCGUUGUUAAGAGCAGAAAGUGUUGGAAUUACUACACGAAACUUAAAAAGAUGUUUCUCAAAGCAAUGCAGUCCUCGAAUGCUAGAAAAGAACACCUAAUUGGAAAUAUAUCGAUGGUGUGCAGUGAACACGGCGUGUGAACAGAU
Drosophila suzukii is the source of this 7419-nucleotide messenger RNA. NCBI's taxonomy places the organism in Eukaryota, Metazoa, Arthropoda, Insecta, Diptera, Drosophilidae. The record is from RefSeq and is a predicted model, not a curated record.